Messenger RNA from Xenopus laevis (African clawed frog), 2355 nucleotides. RefSeq names its product gap junction delta-2 protein (gene gjd2.S). NCBI's taxonomy places the organism in Eukaryota, Metazoa, Chordata, Amphibia, Anura, Pipidae. The transcript has 2 exons. The record is from RefSeq and is a predicted model, not a curated record. The coding region runs from base 126 to 1037 and encodes 303 amino acids.
CUCGUGUAGGGGCACCUUUCAUUACUCAGCCACAGAUUAUUCUGAGCACCAGUCACCUCCCCUGGUGGCUUCCCCAGCAGAAGGUGUAAAGCCUCCCCGCAGAACCAGGUCUCCGAUGUACAGCGAUGGGAGAAUGGACUAUCUUAGAAAGACUUUUGGAGGCUGCUGUGCAGCAGCACAGUACUAUGAUAGGAAGGAUUCUGCUGACAGUGGUUGUCAUCUUCCGGAUCCUUAUUGUGGCCAUUGUUGGAGAGACUGUUUAUGAUGAUGAGCAAACUAUGUUUGUGUGCAACACUCUUCAGCCAGGAUGCAAUCAGGCAUGUUACGACAGGGCUUUCCCAAUCUCUCAUAUAAGAUACUGGGUAUUCCAAAUUAUUAUGGUCUGUACACCAAGUCUCUGCUUUAUUACUUACUCCGUCCACCAGUCGGCCAAGCAGAAGGAGAGGCGGUACUCUACAGUCUUCUUAACGAUAGACAGAGAGGACACUGUAAAACGAGAGGACAGCAAGAAGAUUAAGAACACCUUGGUUAAUGGUGUCCUGCAAAACACAGAGAACUCCACCAAGGAGGCUGAGCCUGACUGCUUAGAGAUCAAGGAAAUCCCAAACCCAUCCAUUCGAACCACCAAAUCCAAGAUGAGGCGCCAAGAAGGAAUCUCCAGAUAUUAUAUCAUCCAGGUGGUCUUCAGAAAUGCUCUGGAGAUUGGUUUCCUAGUGGGACAAUAUUUCCUGUAUGGCUUUAAUGUCCCAUCCAUGUAUGAAUGUGACAGAUAUCCUUGUAUCAAAGAGGUGGAGUGUUAUGUGUCUAGGCCGACGGAGAAGACAGUAUUUCUGGUUUUUAUGUUUGCGGUUAGCGGCCUAUGCGUUGUGCUCAAUUUGGCAGAGCUGAACCACUUGGGCUGGCGAAAGAUCAAGACGGCAGUCAGGGGAGUACAGGCGAAAAGGAAAUCCAUAUAUGAGAUCAGGAAUAAGGAUUUGCCCAGAAUGGGGGUGCCCAACUUUGGCAGGACUCAGUCCAGUGACUCAGCCUAUGUUUGAGGACAUUUUAAAUACAACAGCUGAGAACUGGGCUUGUGCAGCAUGAUGGGGAGAGGGAGGGGGUCUGAUUAAUGGAAUGCCCUUGGACCUGAUUGCCAUUGCAUUGCAGAAAUGAGCUGGCUGGUAUAGUUAAUAUCAAUCAGCAGUAGCUGCCAGUGAUUUAAUUGGCUAAAAUCUCUGGCUCUAGUAGCUCAUAUCAUGUUUGUGAAUAUAACUUUUUUUAUUAUUGGAUCCUUUUGUACCGCAUUGUGGAAAGUAUUACUUUCCUAAAAAAACUUCCUGUUACGGCCGAGUCACUGUAUAUAGGAAGAGCACAAUAUAUAAGGAGACCAGUGUUUGGUAAUGCCUUUUGAUUCCGGAUCCAGUUGUAAGGAAAUCUGAGGGCUAUCCUAUCUACUUUGUACAGAAUAACAGGUAUAAGCCAUUUAGGGUGUCACCAACUACAGCAACCUUGCUUAUCUCCAUGACACUGAGAAAUACAUUGUACUAUGGCAAAAAAAAAAAUCCAAGAAAACGUGGUCCUUGCAGAAAGUUACAGUCUGGCCCAAUGGGGUUGCUUUAAACAGCCUGCCUGUAAUAAUACAAAAGUAAGGGAUUAUGGGUUGACAAGUAUGUGGUGUGGGACAUACAACCUCAGACCUUAAGGCUUUGCUUUGUCCUCGUGUUCCAUGAACAGAUCAGACCUGAGCACAGAAUGGGCUGAGUAGCUCACGAUCACACUGCAUGUGAUUACCCCAUCAGACCUCAAACAGAAAUAUCCUUUAAUCCCCAAAUGUUAAUGGCAUGUGCACAAGGCUAGAAAUUGCAGAUUCCGUGUCUUUUUUUUUACGUACGUAAUCAGCUUUAUAUUGUUUAAAGGCAAACUGGCAAAGACUGGGGCUGACACAUUCACAAACGUGCAACUGCACUGGCACCCCAAAAAGUGAUUAUUUAUAAAAUGUCCACAUGGAAUACAGUUAAAUAAAGUCUGACGUCUUUCAUUAUAAUAUAUCCAACUGUUGGUGAAUUCCUACUGACGCCAUCUAUGCCCUAUAUUUAUAGAGAAGCUGGCAGAGUUAUUUUUUUCAAUCAGAUUUCCCCUUUCUGAACCAUUUUUCAUCCAGGACUCUCUCUUGUAAAGCUCCUGCCAACACCUCCCAGGCCAAAGGUGAAUGUUUUUCCUGGCUUCAGGGUGAUUGAGAAGAAGAAGCCUCAACCAAAAUACAUUCUUCCCUAGAUCCUCUUGUCGCCUUUUGGUCUGGACCAUAUAUGCACUGUUAAAAAAGUAAAAUAAAAUGUAAUAAAGGGCAUAUUGGAAGAUGUUUAUAAGGUUCCUUAA